GAAAAUUCAAGACCGCAAAAAUAUCAACAUGGAGGACGCGACAAUGGUUCCUGCGGAACGAUCCGAGGCGAAAAAGGACAAACCUGAGAAGAUGUUCACCCUGAAGAAGUGGAAUGCGGUGGCGAUGUGGAGCUGGGACGUCGAGUGCGACACUUGUGCCAUUUGCAGGAUACAGGUCAUGGAUGCGUGUUUGCGUUGCCAGUCGGAGAACCAGAAGCAGGAAAGCGGCAAGCAGGACUGCGUGGUGGUUUGGGGCGAGUGCAACCACUCGUUCCACUACUGCUGCAUGUCCCUGUGGGUGAAGCAGAACAACCGGUGUCCCCUGUGCCAGCAGGAGUGGACCAUCCAGCGUCUCGGACAGUGAAUAACCAACCUCAUUAACUUGAAUUCAAAAAUAUACUUUCCUGUUGUGUGAUCAGUUUUUAAAUGAAAAAAAAGGUGCGGCGACAAGUUGAAGUGCAUCCAAUUUACGAUUACAUUACUUGUGUUUUCCACGGUUGCUCAACUCAUUAACUCUCGAGACGUUUGAUCUUGCAUAAGUGAUGAAAAAGAGCAGAUCGGCGUCACUGAUUUGCAUUUUUAUUUUGUUCGAAGACGGAAUUCAAGAAAAGGCAAAUGCGUUUUGAUAAUUAUCAAAAGAGAACGGGGAAUGCAGGGGAAUGUGUAUAUUAUUUUGCGAAAUUUAGUAAUAAAAUUUGAUUUAGAAAAAAGA
Neocloeon triangulifer is the source of this 712-nucleotide messenger RNA. RefSeq names its product RING-box protein 2 (gene Roc2). Bases 29 to 364 code for a protein of 111 amino acids. NCBI's taxonomy places the organism in Eukaryota, Metazoa, Arthropoda, Insecta, Ephemeroptera, Baetidae. Gene Ontology annotation, molecular function: cullin family protein binding; zinc ion binding; ubiquitin protein ligase activity. The record is from RefSeq and is a predicted model, not a curated record. The transcript has 2 exons. Gene Ontology annotation, biological process: protein ubiquitination; ubiquitin-dependent protein catabolic process. Gene Ontology annotation, cellular component: Cul5-RING ubiquitin ligase complex; nucleus.